Messenger RNA from Dermatophagoides farinae (American house dust mite), 1862 nucleotides. Its product is annotated as D-3-phosphoglycerate dehydrogenase. Gene Ontology annotation, biological process: L-serine biosynthetic process. Lineage: Eukaryota; Metazoa; Arthropoda; Arachnida; Sarcoptiformes; Pyroglyphidae. Gene Ontology annotation, molecular function: NAD binding; phosphoglycerate dehydrogenase activity. The record is from RefSeq and is a predicted model, not a curated record.
UUUUUUUUUCCAUUUCUGUUGUUAUGAAACAAAACCAAAUUGUGUUUUAAAUCAAACACAAAGAAAUACGAAUCGAGCAACGAACAAUUUUCUAUUCAUUUUCACUUAAAAUUUCAUCGUAUCAACAACUAUUGGACAUCAAAAAAAGAUUUUAUUCUGUUUUGAAAAAAAAAUUCACAAUGAAAAUGAAAAUUGAAAAGAUUCUCAUCUCUGAUCCAGUAGAUGAAGCAGCUAUACAGAUUUUACGUGAACGUAAUAUUCAUUGUGAUUUACGGCCAGGUUUACCACAAAAUGAAUUGAUCACCAUUAUAAAGGACUAUGAUGCAUUAAUUGUACGUAGUGGUACUCAAGUAACCAAAGAAGUGAUUGAAGCUGGUCAAAAUUUAAAAUUGAUUGGUCGUGCCGGUGUCGGUGUCGAUAAUAUUGAUUGUCGUGCAGCAACAAGUGCCGGUAUUAUUGUCAUCAAUGCACCUGGUGGUAAUACUAUUUCGGCUGUUGAAUUGACAUGUACAAUGAUAUUAUCGACAGCACGUAUGGUGCCACAAGCAUGUCAUUCACUUAAAUCGGGUAAAUGGGAUCGUAAAACAUUUGUUGGUAAUGAAGUUAAAGAUAAAACAUUGGCAAUCAUUGGUCUUGGACGAAUUGGUCGUGAAGUGGCUACACGAAUGCAAUCAUUCGAUAUGAAAACAAUUGGAUUCGAUCCAUUGGUAUCGGCCGAAGCGGCUCGUGAAUUUGGCGUCGAAUCAUUAACGUUGGAAGAGAUUUGGCCUAAAGCGGAUUUCAUAACUGUUCAUACACCGCUUAUACCACAAACAAAAAACAUGAUCAAUGCACAAACAUUACAAAAAUGUAAAAAAGGUGUACGUAUUAUUAACGUAGCACGUGGUGGUAUUAUCGAUGAGAAUGAUUUACUUGAAACAUUAAAAUCUGGUCAUUGUGCUGGUGCAGGUCUAGAUGUUUUCAUGGAAGAACCGCCUAAAAAUCGACAAUUAAUUGAACAUCCACGUGUGGUUUGUACACCACAUCUUGGCGCCAGUACCAAAGAGGCACAGAAUAAUGUAGCUAAAGAAAUUGCUUUACAAUUUUUGGAUAUUAUGGAUGGAAAAUCUGUACCAGGUGUUGUGAAUGCACCAUUAUUAUCGGAAAUGUUGAAACAUCAGAAUUUAUUAUGGACACGAUUGGGUCGUAAUCUUGGAACGAUUGCCGCAAUGGAUUCAUCAUCAACACGAUCAUUAAAAGUGAUCAUCUCUGGUAAUGAAGCACGUAAAGUGGCAAAAUUGAUACGAGAAACUGUUUUAGUUGGCUUCCUUACAAUGAUUACCGGCAAAGAAGUUAAACUGAUUUCAGCAUCCGAUUUGGCCGCUAAUAUGAAUAUUGAAGCUAAAUUAGAAUUGGAUGAAUCAUCGGGCCAUUGUUGUUUCAGUAAGAUUCGUUUACAAACCGAUUCUGGUAAUGAAUAUGUUGGCAUACCACAAGGUCGUCGUUCAUAUCUUAAUGAAAUGAAUGGUCAUCGAUUUGAGCCAGUAAUUGCUAUGGAAGGUCAUAUUACAUUCAUACAGAUUAAAAAUCCAUCUGGAUAUGAAACAUUGAUGAAAUCAUUGUCUACAAUAUCAUCAACGAUUAAAGCCAUAACUAGAUCUGAUGAUCUUUUAUUGAUAGCUAUACAUUCAACUGGACCAUUAGAAACAUUGCCAAAUGAAAAUGUUGAUUAUGUUAAAGUGAUUCGAAUGAAUUUCUAGAUAGUAUAGAUCAAUAUCUAAGUUUGUGGUGUUUUUCUUUGCACGCAAAUUUUUAUAUAUCGAAAUCAAUCAUUCGAUUCUCAUAUAUAUUUUUUUUUUCUUUUGGUUGAACGAGCUUUUAAU